GCUUGAGACACGGAGACUGAACUGCUCCCUCCCUCCCUCACCCCCCUAAGAGAAAGGGGGCUCCCUCCAGUCCAGGGCAGGCUUGAGGCACGGAGACUGAACUGCUCCCUCCCUCCCUCACCCCCCUAAGAGAAAGGGGGCUUCCUCCAGUCCAGGGCAGGCUUGAGGCACGGAGACUGAAAGUUCUGUAUUUUUAUUCUGUGUGUUUUUUUUUUUUAGGAAUUACAAAAUAGCACCAGGAACCAGAAAGGAGAUUCAGUCCAGCAAACUGCACAUGAUGUCAGGGAUGUCCAGGAGUUUGGAAUCGCUGGUCGAUAUUAACAGUAAACCUCCAGGGAAGUUAAAUCAUACGCCCCACAGGAAACCUCCCGCAGACUCCCGGGGUCCGGGAGCCCCAGAACUAGAGUUCCGCCGGCUGAGCGAUGACCCCCAACAUCGGCCCGCUCCGCUCAACUUCAUGAACCACAAGGAUUCCCUCCUGAACCCCAACGUCAGGCUGCGCGCAGGGGGGGUACACCCCAGGGAACGCAGGCCAGCUCUCAGUCAAGUCCAGGGCCUGUGGCCUGCCCCGCACCCAGGCAGUAACCUGGUGGCGAUGGCGCCCUUCGCUCGCUCCACCCCCCAGAUCCUCGACAGCAUGGAACAGAAGCAACGGCCGCCCCCGGCAACCGCUAACGACUCCCGCAAAUCAGCGAUCCUGCAGGUCCAGGAGGCAGUGCACGGAGUCACACUGGAGGAGUGUCGAGACGCCCUGAGAAUUCACAACGGGGAUCCACUGAGAGCAGCACAGUACCUGAAGACGGAAAACUUGUAUCACAUGGGUCGACGUUCCCGAGAGGAUUGUCAGCGCAUCCUGGUUCGCUUCCAGUGGAACCUGCAGGCCGCGAGUCGCUACAUGAUGAGAGACCGACAGGGGUCCUAAACACGGCCCCCAGGGGCCCCGGGAACAGGGAGACCUUCACCAAGACUACAGACCUCCUGACAGGCAGGCUGAAGAAAGAAAACAGACACAUGCACUACAGAGCUGCGGCCACAAGAGGGCGAUAAAGAACUGUUCAAAUGUCUUUACCCUAAACUGCUGUGUUGUUGCUCUGCAUCAUAAUUGUGUUUACAAUCCAGGGCUGAGAGCCAUCGUUUCCCAAUACGAUAUUUAGGGCUGUAUUUUUUUCUGCUUAAAAAAAAUAGGUAUUUCAUGAUAUUUCACAGUUAAACAUCAUAUUUAUUAAAGCAGAAAAAUACUGCGUCGCAUUCAAAAUGGAUCAUUUUCUCUAGAGUUUACUGUACACCAAAUGUUCCUAAAUAAUAGAGGUUCUGUUUUUCACCGUCAGUGAAUUAUCAAACAAAAUAAAAACAUCAAUGAAUUACUUGAUCUUUGAUGCAGCUGGUGUCUUUUUAGUUGAAGACAUCUUAAAGAAAUCGUGCAGCUUCUAUGCAGUGUGUGUUCAAUCGUUUACUGGAAGGAAGCAAACUAAACCGGCUGCUAGGUUCCUAAAUGCAGCGCGACAGUCACGCUGAAUGCAGCGACAGUCAUGCUGAAUGCUGUCUGUCACGCUGAAUGCAGAGUGACAGGCAGCGCGUCUAACAGACAAACGCUCGUUGUAUUUAUUAUUCAGAGCUAAAAAAAAAAAUCUGUAUAUUGAUACAAUUCUAUCAGAAAUUUUCACAGGAACCGCGCAUUACAAAACAAUGGGAAAAUGACAGGAAAUCGUGAAAUCCGUGAAAAAAAUACAGCCUUAGCUCGCACAAGCUGGGAUUCAGUUUUUUUGUUUUGUUAAAUGAAAAUGUACAUAUAGAUAUAUAUUUAAAUAUUAUUUAAUUUUGAAUUAACUGAAAAGAAAAACAAUUGUUUGUACCAAUUCUGUGUUUAUAUAUAUAUAUAUAUAUAUAUAUAUAUAUAUAUAUAUAUAUAUAUAUAUAUAAUUUCGUAUAAUGUUGAAAGGUUCUUUGAAAUAAUGGGUUUUAAUUAAUCAGGUUAUAAGGACAGCUCAAAUAUGAAAUAUGGGCGGAAAAAGUGUUUUUUUGUACAUUGUUACUGUGGUAUUACCCUGGCAACGCAACGUUACGCGGCUCCAGUUCUGUAUAUAACUGCUAUGUAUAUUUUCGUGAAAAAGGGUUUAUUUUUUUU
Molecule: messenger RNA, 2125 nt
Organism: Acipenser ruthenus (sterlet)
Lineage: Eukaryota; Metazoa; Chordata; Actinopteri; Acipenseriformes; Acipenseridae
Product: non-receptor tyrosine-protein kinase TNK1-like
Exons: 4
Coding region: 275-922 (215 amino acids)
Molecular function (GO): protein binding
Source: RefSeq, a predicted model, not a curated record